Molecule: messenger RNA, 5424 nt
Organism: Eubalaena glacialis (North Atlantic right whale)
Lineage: Eukaryota; Metazoa; Chordata; Mammalia; Artiodactyla; Balaenidae
Gene: PAQR4
Product: progestin and adipoQ receptor family member 4
Exons: 3
Coding region: 165-986 (273 amino acids)
Cellular component (GO): membrane
Molecular function (GO): signaling receptor activity
Source: RefSeq, a predicted model, not a curated record
UGCGCAGCGCCGGAGGGGCACGGGCCGGGACCCCCCGGGCCAGCGCGUGCGCGGACCGAGCACUGGGAGGUGGGCGGGCGCAGGGAUGAGGCUCCGGGUGCUGUUGGCCCGCUGAGGAGACCCGGAGGCAAGAGGAGCGCGGACCGACUUCGCCCGGCCGGGCCAUGGCGUUCCUGGCCGGGCCGCGCCUGCUGGACUGGGCCAGCUCGCCGCCGCACCUGCAGUUCAACAAGUUCGUGCUCACCGGCUACCGGCCGGCCAGCAGCAGCUCAGGCUGCCUGCGUAGCCUCUUCUACAUGCACAACGAGCUGGGCAACAUCUACACGCACGGGCUGGCCCUGCUGGGCUUCCUGGUGCUGCUGCCCAUGACCUUGCCCUGGGGUCAGCUGGGCAAGGAUGGCUGGCUGUGGGGCACACACUGUGUAGCCUGCCUGGCACCCCCUGCAGGCUCUGUGCUCUAUCACCUCUUCAUGUGCCACAAAGGGGGCAGCCUUGUGUACACUCGGCUCCUUGCCCUGGAUAUGUGUGGGGUCUGCCUCGUCAACACCCUCGGGGCCCUGCCCAUCAUCCACUGCACCCUGGCCUGCAGGCCCUGGCUGCGCCCAGCUGCCCUGGUGGCCUACACCGUGUUGUCGGGUGUGGCAGGCUGGCGGGCCCUCACCGCCCCCUCCACCAGUACCCGGCUCCGCGCUUUUGGCUGGCAGGCUGGCGCCCGCCUCCUCGUGUUUGGGGCCCGGGGAGUGGGGCUGGGCUCUGGGGCUCCAGGCUCCCUGCGCUGCUACCUGCGCAUGGAUGCACUGGCACUGCUUGGGGGGCUGGUGAACGUGGCCCGCCUGCCGGAGCGCUGGGGACCAGGCCGCUUCGACUACUGGGGUAACUCACACCAGAUCAUGCACCUGCUCAGCGUGGGCUCCAUCCUCCAGCUGCACGCUGGCGUCGUGCCUGACCUGCUCUGGGCUGCCCGGCACAUCUGCCCCCCGGACUGAGCCACCUCCCGCCCGCCAUGCCGGCCUGCCCUAGUCUUCUAGGGCCAACAGCACCAUGCUGGCUCCCUGGAUGCUUCCAGCAAAUGGGACCUCCUAGCGGGGAGCCCUCGUCUGUUCAUCCAUUCUUCCCUGUGGACUAGCCUCUUUUACUCACACGUUGGAGCUCCACUUCCCCUUCCUGCCUUCUUCCAUGGGACUUAUAGGCUGAAAGGAAACCUUCCCUUCUCUGGGCCUGUUUUUACCCUCUGGGACCUGUGAGGUUUGGGCCAAAGGGACAGUUGGGAUCCUGCCAGCCCAGAGCCAUCACCCACCCUGACCCUCACAUAAGGCACCUCACAGCUGCCUAGCCCAGCCUCCUGCCCUCUGUCUGUCCACCCUGCAUGCCGGCCCUCCCAGCAGCCCGUUCUCCCUGCUGUCCAGAGACUGUGGAAUGAGGGGUCUGGACAACAGGACUAGCCUCUUAUCCCAGGACCUAGGGGCAGGAGGGUGGUGGCUGCUGCUUUUUCCAGGCAACUGGCACAGAGAUGUAAAGAGCUGAAUGGCCCUGGACCCAGGCCCCACUGGGCUGAGGGCACCCUCCACCUUGAGUGCUCUGACAGCUCGACUUGCCCAGCAGGGACGUGCCUGCUCAGGAAAUCUUUGCUUCACACAGUGGGUGGCUCCCAGCUACAGUCUGCCAGCCUGGGGCUUGGGGCCUUGCAGCAGAGCUCAGCCUUGGCCCGUCCCAGGGGCCUCAGACCCUGGGCAACGUCAAUAAGUGCCGUGUUGCCGCGCAAGCAAGCUUGGGUACUCCCAAGAUUCAAAUACCUUUUAUUAGACACGGCCAGGCAGAAGGGACCACUGGAGUUUCCAGAGGGACCCCAGCCUCCAGGAGGAUGGAGGGAAGGGGCUAAGAGGUUAAAAGUGCUGAGCCCGGGCCCGUGGGCUCAGGUUGGGCCCAGUGAGUCCUCAAACAGGCUGAGGAGGUUCCGGGGCUCAAAGGAGGGGAAGGUGCCCUGUGGGGGCUCUGAGUCAAUGUCACUUAGGUCCAGAGAAUCCCUAGGGGGAGAGAAGAAAGGAGAGCAAUGACUCUCAGGAUCCGAAAGCUGCCCCCUCCCACCCCCUGGGACCCUGGGCCUGCUCACCUCAGCGUGUACCUGCCCCGGGGGGCAGGGGAGCCACUGCAGGGGGUGGAGGUGCUCCCGGCAGCCCUGGCCAGGAUGGCCUCUGGAGAGAGCGAGGGCCUGCGGGGGGUGGGCAAGACAAGCAGGGUGUCGAGGGGCAGGGAGGAGGCCACGGCUGGGUGGGAGCAGCAACACCGAUCCUGACCCUGUGUGGGCUCCGGGCUGCUGCCUGGCACAGGCAGGGGCCAUUCUCAGACAACGGGCACUGGUGGACGUUGAAAGAGCACUCUGACAAUUUCUAAAGUCUACCUGACCACACUCAAAGGCCACCUCUGUCCCUUUUCAGAACACAUGGGCUCUGACUGAGCUGACUUUGAAAUGACCUUGUAACUGAAGCUCAUCUGGCACUUUGUCUGCUAUAAAGCGCCCCCAUGGCAAUGGGGUGACAUUCUCGUAAGGAAGGGGUUAAUGGCGUGAUUCCUUCUGAGAACUGUCUGCCCUGAGCUUGUGGUUUCCUUUGCAGUAGUUUCUUAAUUACAGCCUCUCACUUGGCCACCAGGCACGUGGGACUAAGGAAUUCCUCCCAGGGCAGGAGCUCACCAGGCUCUGGGGGUUUUGCGCCCUGAGAGGAAGGAUAACGCCUUGCCCUUGGGUACUGGCAGCCUCUGGGGGGGUGGGGGCUGCACCGCCUGCCUUUCCCAGCAGGUGCUGUGGCCCCUGUGCUGCUCCCCAGCAUGGCAGCACCCUCACUGUGAGGUUGCCAGUUCGCCCUGCUCCGUACGGCUCCUGGUCCACACACUGAGAUUAGAAGAAACAACUGCAUUCAAACUAGGCCAGGCCGCACCCACACCAGCCUUGGUUUCCUUCCCGGGGUUUGAUGGGGGCCAGGUUUGUGGGAGAGAUGCCGGUUCACUACUAAUUCCCAUGGGGCUGGGGCCUGGGCCUCGGGCGUGGGGUUUGGCCAUGCUGACGGCCCGUCUCCCCCCACCCCCAGCCGCCUGCCCAGAGUCCUCACCCACCCUAUGCUGUCGUCAUCCCAGUUGCUGGCGAGGCUGCUGUCCAGGAGGAGGCUGCAGGGCGGCGAGCCAGGCGGGGUGGCCGGCGGACCCAGGGGCUGCAGCCAGCUGGCAGGGUGUGCCAACCCGUGCCAGAGCCAGCACAGCAGGGAAAGCAGGGCCUGUGGGGACAGGGGGCCGAGGGAGGCUAGGUAGACCCUGGGCCAGGGAACAGAGCAGGGCCACCCAUCACCUUCCCUGGCUUACCUGCCACAGGGCCCACCCUCGACUGAGGGCCUCGGCAGCCAUGUACCACAGGACGGUCCAGGGCCGCGGCUGCCUGAGCAUGGGCAGGGCCAGCAGGGCCUCGGCUGUGGCCCGCAGCUUGGGGUCAGGUUCCAGCAUCAUGGUGAGGACAGAACGCAGCUCAGAAGACAGGCCUGUCCCCGGGGCAGGGCCACAUCAGGGGUGAUGGGGCCUUGAGCCUGGCAGUCCCUUGCCACCAGCCACCCCCCCAUGAGAGCCUGCCCUCCCUGUGGCAGUCCAUCCCCUCCAAUCCUCUCCCCCCACUCACCAGCAGUGAACUCAGCGGGCAGGUAGCCCUGGCGCAGCUGCUGCCAGCCCUCCCCACCAUGGGGCAGCUCCAUGUUGCACGCCACCUCCAGGAUGGUGAGACCCAGACUGGGAGGGACAGGGACAGAAGAGGGGCAGGGUUGACCUCGAGACACAGAACCCAGAGCCCCAGGCUACCCCCAAGAAGAGGGGUAGGAAAGGGAUGCUAUCUUCCACCAUGAGCCAGGGAGGCGGGGAAGGAGGGGCUGGGGGCCCUGAGAAGGUCUCGGCAGGGCUGAUGAUGGGGACGACAUCAUGGAGCACAGACCCCGGGCCCAGCGUAGCCCACACACCACCUACCCCCCGCCCCCCGCCCCCACAGGACUGGCACUCUGGUCGCUGUUGUUAACAGUGAUGUUCUCAUCAUCCUGUUGAUGUGACUGGAUGCUACUGACAGAAGCAGAGCAGUGGUGACCAGCAUGGACCUUGGAACCCAGCGCCUGGUCCAGGCCCAGCCUCACCACCUGCUCACUGUGGACUUGGGGAAAAGUGCCUUAACCUGCUGUGCCCGAUUCCCCUGUAAAUGGAGUAAUAAUAGUCCCUCCCUUGGAAGUGUGGUGAGGAGAUGAGUGAAGAGACAAGUGAAUCAGGUAAAGUGGCUCCAGAGGGUUCUCUGAUUAGACAGCUUAACUCUCCAGACCCCUCUCAACUAGAGGGCGGGACCCCCAUCCCCUUGGGGCAGCGUCUCCCAGCAAGUCUUCCUGACUUUGGGCUAGGAUGGUGACCCUCUGCUGACCACUCCCCCGCCCACCAGGAAGAGCCUCCCACGUUGAGCCCUACCUGAACACAUCUGCCGCUGUCCCAUAAGAGCCUUGAAGCAGCUCGGGGGCCAUGUAGCGAGGGUCUCCCUCCUGGGCCUCGCUAGCUCCGGAUGCACCCAGCUCCACCAGCAGCCCAAAGUCACCCAGCUUGCAGCGGUCCCGGGGCCCCAGGAAGAUAUUGGCGGGCUUGACGUCAAGGUGGACCAGGCCUUGGCUGUGCAGGUGGGCCAGGGCCAGCAGGGUGUCCCGCAGGUAGCCCCAGACCUGGGCCUCGGGCAGGCUGGCGCCCCAGGCCUCACAGUGCUGCUGUAGGCUGGGCCCACACAGCUCUGUCUGCAGGUAUAGGAUGCCGCCCUCCUCCCAGGCUUGCUCCAGCCGCACACAGCACGGGUGAUGCCCCACCUUCUCAUGGCCGCCGACCUCGGCCAGCUUGCGGGCCCGGUCCUUGGGGCCCCGGAAAGGCGACAUGCAGCGCUUCACGGCAUAGAGCCGGCCGUCUUCCUUGGAGCGCACCUGGAAGCGAGGGGGCACAACCACUCAGGAGGACAACCCAGAAGAUUCUGUUAAGAUUUCACAUGUGCAGAAGGUAUGGCAUGGCAGCUACCUUAGAGUGACCCCCACGUGUGCAAGAGCAAAGCUGGACAAACCUCCACCCCAGGUGCUGGUUUGCUGGAGACCCAGCGACAGAAGAGACAGGGCAGACCUCUAAGUACAGGCCCAGGAGGAUGCGUUAAGUAAAAAAGCUGCCUACAGAACAGCACGGGCAGUGUGGUCUGCCGUGCGGCAUAUGAGAUGGGUUUGUUUCUAUCGGGUCAACUCCAGAGAAGUACAGAGAGAAGUCUGGAAGGAAGAAUGCCCACCUGAGAAUCACCGUGGUUUCCCCUGACCUAGGGGCCUCUGUACUUUUUAACAAAAUUGUCUUCAUGUAGUACUUGUGUAAGGAAAACUACCAUUUUAGAGGAGAUAU